UGAGUCAUCUAUUGGGUUCCGCCCCACACCUCUGCUUCCACGAUUGGAGCAAAUGACUGCCCCUCAGCAGUGUUGCCUGGCAACGGGGAAGGGGCGGUUCCUGAGAGGAAGCUGUGGGCUGCUGGAUCCCACCAAACAGGAGAGCACCAGGAAGCCCGGCAGGAGAAUUCUGCCAGAUACCAGAACAGAUGGGGAACAGCGGAAGCCGUGUGGGGCAGAGCUUUUGUUCACGGUUUCUUCCUGAGGAACAGGCAGAGAUUGAUCGAUUGUUUGAUGCUCUGUCAUCGGAUAAAAACAGUCCAAAUGUCUCCUCCAAAUCCUUUUCUCUGAAGGCACUACAGAACCACGUCGGGGCAGCUGUUCCCCUGGAGAUGGUCACCAGGCUGUACGAUGGCAUGCGGAGGGUCGACCUGACAGGGAAGGCGAAGGGACCCAGUGAGAACGUGUCCCGGGAACAGUUCACAGCAUCCAUGUCCCACCUGUUGAAAGGAAACUCCGAGGAGAAGAGUCUCAUGAUUAUGAAAAUGAUUUCUGCCACAGAAGGUCCCAUGAAGGCCAGAGAAGUCCAAAAGUUUACAGAGGAUCUGGUUGGCUCUGUGGUGCACGUGCUAAGCCACCGACAGGAGCUGAGAGGCUGGACUGGGAAGGAAGCCCCAGGGCCCGCCCCUCGGGUGCAGGUGCUGGCUGCUCAGCUGCUCUCUGAGAUGAAGCUGCAAGAUGGCAAGAGGUUUCUGGGGCCCCAGUGGCUGGACUGUGACUGUGACCGAGCCAUGAUCGAGGACUGGGUGUUCAGGGUCCCCCACGUGGCCAUAUUCCUGAGUGUGGUCAUUCACAAGGGCUUUCUCGUCCUGUGCUCGUCCCUGGAUCUGACGACCCUGGUCCCCGAGCGUCAAGUGGACCAGGGCAGGGGUUUUGAAAGCAUCCUGGACAUCCUCUCUGUCAUGUACAUCAACGCCCACCUGCCUCGGGAGCAGCGGCACUGCUGGCGCCUGCUCUUUUCAUCUGAGCUCCACGGACACAGCUUCUCCCAGCUCUGCGGCCACAUCACUCACCGGGGGCCCUGUGUGGCUGUCCUUGAGGACCACGACAAGCACGUGUUUGGUGGCUUUGCCUCCUGCUCCUGGGAGGUGAAGCCUCAGUUUCAAGGGGAUGACAGAUGCUUCCUGUUCUCCAUCUGUCCCAGCAUGGCCGUGUACACACACACAGGCUACAAUGACCACUACAUGUACUUGAACCAUGGACAGCAGACGAUCCCGAAUGGACUGGGGAUGGGGGGGCAGCACAAUUACUUUGGGCUUUGGGUGGAUGUUGAUUUUGGGAAAGGACACAGCAGAGCUAAGCCCACGUGCACCACGUACAACAGCCCGCAGCUGUCGGCCCAGGAGAACUUCCAGUUUGACAAGAUGGAGGUGUGGGCGGUUGGAGACCCUUCAGAGGAGCAGUUGGCCAAGGGCAACAAGAGCAUCCUGGACGCGGACCCUGAAGCCCAGGCCCUGCUGGAGAUCAGUGGGCGGUCGCGCCACAGCGAAGGGCUCCGGGAAAUCCCGGACGAUGAGUGAGGAGCCGCCUGAGCCUUCCUGGAUUCCUCUGGGUAGAGGGCACCGCCUGCAGCCCCUCUUCCCUCCCCCAUGGUUUAACUGUCAUAGAGUGCCACACGGGUCACAGCCAGGUAGUCCCAGCUGUGCCAACAAGACGCCCUCUGAGGCCAUGUCCAGACUGAUGGGUGGAUCUCCCAGAAAUAGAUGUUUUUUAAAUUUUAUAUUUUGCCCUACAGGGUCACUCUCAGGAUCUCUCCGAGAAAUCUUAAGUGUCAAAUUAGUAACUCAGUCUUAUACUUUGUUCUUUUUUACCAAUGAAAUGCUAAGCAGCUGAGACCUUUCAGACCCCCGCUGGCAUUAGGGAAUCCCACUGGCAUUAGCGUUUGUGGGGAGCGCAACCUCUCUAUUGAGGAGGGGCUUCCUUCCGCUGAGGUUCACAUGGCCUCACUCAGGCCAUCCUGUUAGAAGGUGGGACCUGAUGGUCUGUUCCGACGGGUAAGGGACAGAGGCAUCUGGAUGAAAAUCUUGACGCUUUCUGGGAACAGCUUCCAAUGGCAUGAGAGUUCUGUAUUUAAAAGCAUGAACUGUAUAAAAUGGGGAAAUGGAGGCAGGAGACUUUGAGGUAACAUGGUGUCGUCGUGGCGUGAGUCCUCAGAAGGUGUUUGUAAUUAAGGUUCCACACCCAGCUCUCUCAGCUGUUUUUAAAUGAAUGUGUGUCAUGAAUAGAUGGGAAAGUUGGGAGAUCUGUCUACAGAGAAGCAAAGUUGUGGUUCUCUUGCUAACUUCAAGGUGAGGGACACUAGGCGUCCUCAGUUUGGGAGCUUGGUUGCUAAAUACAUACAUGGUCCAUUCCAUAAAUCAGUGGUGAGUGACUGGCGUGGGUUCUAGACCUCCGGGGACCGGCGCCUGAGUCCCAGCUGUCUAGGCCUCGGUGCUGGCCUGGGUCGUAGACUUCCGGAGACCGGCGCCUGAGCCCCAGCUGUCUAGGCCUCGGUGCUGGCCUGGGUUCUAGACCUCCGGGGACCGGCGCCUGAGUCCCAGCUGUCUAGGCCUUGGUGCUGGCCUGGGUCGUAGACCUCCGGGGACCGGCACCUGAGCCCCAGCUGUCUAGGUUUCGGUGCUGGCCUGGGUUGUAGACCUCCGGGGACCGGCGCCUGAGCCCCAGCUGUCUAGGUUUCGGUGCUGGCCUGGGUUCUAGACCUCCGGGGACCGGCGCCUGAGUCACAGUUGUUGGUACAGCCAUUUGCCCAGGGCUGCUCGCAAGGGGGAUGAUGGAAAAUUCAGCAGUGUAAACUCGCUUUAAACAUGCUCCAGUGAUCCCGAAAUGCUGAAUAUCAUGUAGGUGGGUUGUUGGGUCAGCAGAGCUGCCAUCUGCCCACGUCUGGAAAACAACACAUGGUGAGUCACCAGUUGGCCACGAGAAUUCUCCACUUUAAAGGCACUGUGAGCUUGUCCCUAAGAUACAUACCUCUGCCUUUUGUCUUUUGCCAUAAGCUUUGACCUGUUGCAGAUCUGAUGAAAAUACAGCCUCUUAUUAUAUAGUUCGCCUUGAUUAUAAGCCAUAGUAAAUCAAGCUGUUCACAUUUUGCAGGCUCUGCAUUUUCUACUAGGAGGUUCAUCAAACCUUCCACUUAGCAAUACCCCGACUCAGGCAGAAUGCCUUGUAAAUUAGCCUUCAAAAGAAAAGUGCACGCUCAGACAGUGUAUGGAGGAACAGGAGCGUGAUGCAGACAAGGACUUAGUCAUGGCUGAUUUUCCUUGGCCAGUUUUUAAUGGCUUGUGGGGAACAUUGUCAUCUUCCGAACCGACAUAUUGGCAGAUGUAGAAUAUUAGGAUGCUCAAACAUCUCUACCAUGAGUCCAAGGAAUUUAGGUCCCUAUUAUCACUUUGUUUUUGAAUGUUUUUUAUAAAAAUGCAACUAAAUACCUCACUAUUAAACUGCCAUGUUGCCUCAGUUAAAAAA
Messenger RNA from Piliocolobus tephrosceles (Ugandan red Colobus), 3501 nucleotides. RefSeq names its product MTOR associated protein MEAK7 (gene MEAK7). The transcript has 8 exons. Bases 189 to 1559 code for a protein of 456 amino acids. The record is from RefSeq and is a predicted model, not a curated record. Gene Ontology annotation, cellular component: nucleus. NCBI's taxonomy places the organism in Eukaryota, Metazoa, Chordata, Mammalia, Primates, Cercopithecidae. Gene Ontology annotation, biological process: response to oxidative stress; TOR signaling.